AUGAAGCAGUCAACAAGCAUUUUGCUACUUCCUAUCUUUCUUGCUUUCCUGGCACAGGCCAAGCCAUCAACCUUUCACUACGAUGGAGUUAUUGAGGAUAAGGGCGAUGGCAUAAAAUGUUCGGGAUCCAUCACAUAUACGGUGACUGACGACGCUGGAGGUGCCGACCAGACUGGGCAUUUCACCGUCGAUGACUGCCCGGGUGGCCAAGUCACGCUGUCCGAUGGCAUUUGGACAUUGUCCCUCGAUCGCGACGCCAGGACCUCAAGCAUUCAGACUGUCAGCAACGAUCCAGCCGCGACCAUCAACGGAGGCGAGGGCGAGUAUGUUGGGGUCCAGACAGCUUACCAUCAGGUCACUUGUCCACCAGCUACCAAGAUGACUUGCUUUUUUGGCGCCGGACCGGGCAACACAGCACCUACGACGACCGACUGCGGCCUUACGUAG
Fulvia fulva is the source of this 447-nucleotide messenger RNA. RefSeq lists its product as uncharacterized. The transcript has a single exon. Bases 1 to 447 code for a protein of 148 amino acids. NCBI's taxonomy places the organism in Eukaryota, Fungi, Ascomycota, Dothideomycetes, Mycosphaerellales, Mycosphaerellaceae. The record is from RefSeq and is a predicted model, not a curated record.